Molecule: messenger RNA, 1514 nt
Organism: Cercospora beticola
Lineage: Eukaryota; Fungi; Ascomycota; Dothideomycetes; Mycosphaerellales; Mycosphaerellaceae
Gene: UTP6
Product: snoRNA-binding rRNA-processing protein UTP6
Biological process (GO): maturation of SSU-rRNA from tricistronic rRNA transcript (SSU-rRNA, 5.8S rRNA, LSU-rRNA)
Cellular component (GO): small-subunit processome; Pwp2p-containing subcomplex of 90S preribosome
Molecular function (GO): protein binding; snoRNA binding
Source: RefSeq, a predicted model, not a curated record
CUGCACCAUCACCUCUCCUCGCCACUCCGCUCCCACCGCCAUUCCUGGACAACAACAUGGCCGCCGCGUCCGACAAAGCGCGCUUCUACCUCGAGCAGUACGUGCCCGAGCUGAGAGAGUAUGAAGCAAAAGAAAUCUUCACGCGAGAUCAAAUUGCCGCCAUUACCAAGAAGCGAUCCGAUUUCGAACAUACCCUCAACGCCCGUGGCAGCACGCCCGCCGACUAUGCUCGAUAUGCUCAGCAUGAGAUGAACCUGUAUUCCCUGCUCAAAAAGCGCUGUAAACGACUUGGCAUUCAAAAGACCGCCACCACGAAUUUUAAUGGCCAACGGACUGUCUUCUUCAUUCUCGAUCGUGCAGUGAAGAAGUUUCCAGGCGAUGUUGGGCUCUGGAUGCAAUACGUGGAUUUCUGCAAGAAAGAGAAAGCGAACAAGAAGCUGGCAAAGGUUCUUACCAGAAUGCUGAGAUUGCACACGCGCAACUGGAAACUUUGGGUCCUCGCUGCCAAGCACUACGCUGAAGUGCAAGGUGAUAUGGGAACGGCCAGGUCAUAUUUCCAGAGAGGCCUGCGAUUCUGUAAAGAGGAGAAGAGAAUCUGGAUUGAGUACCUGAGGCUUGAGCUCACGUAUUUGGCGAAGUUGGCGGCCAGAAGAAAGAUCUUGGGCAUCGAUGAGGAUAGUCAGAUGACGGGUACGGGCGAGGAGGAGGGCUUGGGAGGAGAUGGUGACGAGGUCAAACUACCUGCAGUGACAGCCGCAGACUUCGAAGACGACGAGGCCGGGAAAGGUGUCGAAGAGGUCAAUACGGAUCUGCUAAAGAGGCUGAAGGAUGCGCCUGCGUUCACGGGUGGGAUACCUAUGGCCAUCUUCGAUGCUGCAAUGAAGCAAUUUGCGGCGAAAGCGGCUGGGAUCGCAGAAGAGAUGUACGACCUGGUCGCAAGCUUUGAACAGGUUCCAGCAAUUGAGAAUGUGCGAGAUCACAUCCUUGAAUGGCUGCGCACAGAUGCAUCGACCUCAGCGGAGCACAUCAUCUGCGAAGCAAAGAACGAACUUCACGGCCUCGAUUCACGCAGCGCCGCCUUUCCAGCUGCUCUUACGCGAGCUCUGGGCCACAUCAAGACUGGCCGAGAGACCCUCGUGGACACUGGACGGCCGAACAUGGCCGAGAAGAUUGCUCUACUUCUUCUCCCAUACUUACAGCAUGCUGGGCAGAUGGAUCGUGGUGUGGUCAAGGUACUGGAGUCGACCGUCAAGAGGAACUUGAAGCUCUCCGCGGAUGCACCCAAUCAGUCUGGCAGACAACAUCCGACUGCUGUCAUCGUCGCAAAGCUGCAAUACGAAGGUGCUUCGCAAGAUAUUCGGACACUCGAGCGACUGGUCGCAGAGAUUCGAGAUGAUUAUGUUGGGGCCUCAAAUUAGUGAACGCGACGAGAUUUUUGUGCGUCUGCUCUGCUGAUCAUCCUUAAGAUACCCCAGAAUGCAAUUGAUCUUAUCAGAAACUGCACUUGCUCUGCU